Messenger RNA from Misgurnus anguillicaudatus (oriental weatherfish), 3318 nucleotides. It is a transcript of the gene neurog1, whose product is annotated as neurogenin 1. Gene Ontology annotation, biological process: positive regulation of transcription by RNA polymerase II; sensory organ development; axon development. Gene Ontology annotation, cellular component: nucleus. Gene Ontology annotation, molecular function: protein dimerization activity; DNA-binding transcription factor activity, RNA polymerase II-specific; E-box binding. The record is from RefSeq and is a predicted model, not a curated record. Lineage: Eukaryota; Metazoa; Chordata; Actinopteri; Cypriniformes; Cobitidae.
UCAUAGCAUACCUUUAAACGCGCGUGUCUGUCCUUUAAAAUGUGCAGUGCGCACGAUUGUUUCAGGGUUCAGAUCAGAUCCUCUUUAAGUAAUUCAGUUGUUUCAUUUUCUCACGUGUUUCUGCUAUUGAAAUGCAAUCAGGUCUCGUGCACUUGUGCCUAAUCCUGUCAAAAUCUCCUUGGCAACAUCUCUCAGCUGUGGGCAAAACCCUUCUUCCUCCCCUCCGCCCCCUUUUUUUCUAGAAAAAACCCUGACCCAUCCAUCACUUUUGUGGAAAUAAUGUUAAGUAACAUUGUAAAACAAUAACUUUUUUAUGACUUUAUAAGAGCAAUAAGUGCAUGCUCCAAACCAGAUCCCUAAUGUCCUGACUGGAAGCAAAAUUGGCAUUCAAGCUGUUUUCCCUCUUUGAAGUUAUUACUGACAGGUUGGUGUUGUAAUAGUAAAAUCGAUCUCUCUCCCCCAUCACCCCAGUCUAGACCUCCAAAGAGCGAUCGUAGGGGCUUUAAAAUGAAUGCAUUCGCCAUAAAACCGUAAGACUAUACAGAUAAACAGCACACAGCAAAAAAACAACGUUUAUUAUCAUUGCGCGCAAGUUUUCAACGUUGACGCAAAUAGUUGCAAAUACUUCACCUCAUCUUUAUGACUCAAUAAUAGUUUAUGUGUCUAAAAUUAUGCAUCCAGGCACUUGUGCUUCUCUUCAUGCCAGCGAAAGCACAAACGUGUCUCAAAAGCGGGGUGUUUUUGUUCACGCUGGGACUAUUUGAAUAAGAAUAAUGCUAUUGGAGUGUCGCAGGCCGAGAAAAAUGAGUGACAAAAGCUCAGAGGCACAGAAUUUGGACGGGGUACAAACCGUAUAGAGCUGAAAAGAGGAGAGAGAGAGGCGCACAAUGGAACAAUUCACCUUAUAAUCGCUUUGAUAUAUCAUACAUGCCUGAAGACUCUAAACAUUGUGUAAUUAUUUAUAAAUGACUGUGCCCCUAUCGCCAUAAUACCGCACGGAGAAAGGCGCCGCAUGUCUCUCCCCAAACUAUUUCUAAAUAGUGCCCCCUUCAUUUUAUUUCUAAAGAGGGGCGAGUUGCUUGCAAUUGAAUAAAUUGAAUAAUUAAUGAACAAUUGUACGGCUGUCUCAUAAAGAUGUCUUUAAAUAAAACUUAAGGCACUGCGCAUUGAGAACAGUUUGAUUGAACUGUAUCUUUCACCUCGUGAGCUGUAAUAACUCAAAGGCAGCAGUAUGAAAGAAAGUGUAGGAAAUAUUAUUUUCUUAGAAAUACAAUUCAGACUGUGACGUGUGGGUCUACAGAAUUAUGUUACCACAUAGAGCUUAACUAUAAAAUAACAAAAUUUCAAAAUAUCCAAUAACCUAAUGGAUAGAUAGAUGUUUACCUUUGCAUAUGCGUAAAGACUGAGCAAGAAAUAUACAUAAAAUUACCAAAAACACAUGCAAACAAAAAUUAGCAGCAAAUCACAAAUAUAUGAAUGUGAGUUCAUAUCUUUUUGAAUGACGUUUUUUAAAAAAUCGGUUUGUGUACACUGCCUGGAAAACUUAUAGUGCUAUAGCCUCGUGCAUUACGCAUUCUAUACACUUCGUAAAGUCUUUUCAAUUUCCUCAGAGAUUUAACUUAAAGUGGGCUUGGUCCAUGCUGGACAGAUAGCAACAGCUCUGCUCGCGUGGCUGUGCAGCUUUCCAGCUCUCUGAUUGGCCAGCGGUGAUUACAGGCACGCUUCAGAGGGCGAACAAACAACGGGCAUAAAUUAUGCUAAUGAGAUGGUCGUGCGGCACGGGGCAGACCUGAUGCAAACCAUUCAUUCAUCUUUCACAAAAAUGCCAAAGCUAGGGGGGCUUGUCCAUUGUCUCACCCGGGUAUAUAAGGCAUGUGAGGCCGGUCGUGUGCCAAGCUCACUGGCUCACACGAGCUGAUUGAGGGGUAAGAGCAAGACAGACGCGUGCCUUUAACUCCAACACAAACUAUCUGCAGGACUCUGCAAACCUUCAAACACCUUGUUUCAUCUACCAGCUCUCAUCAGGUAGCAAAUAAUGUGCACUGCAAUGGAGACCCUCUACUCCGACAUGGAUAACUCAAGCUGUGACUACUCGUUUACGCACACAGAUGAUGAAGACUCGCGCAGCAGUAGCAGCCACGCCGCAUCCCCCGCAUCCUCCUGCGGAAAGCCACCUGCAUCUCCAGCCGACAGCCUGCAGGAGGGCAACGCUGAGCUGCAGCCAAAAAAGAGGCGUAGGGGGCGCGCCAGGAACGAGGCCACCGUGCACGUCGUAAAGAAAAACCGCCGGAUGAAGGCAAACGACCGCGAGAGGAACAGAAUGCACAACCUCAACGACGCCUUGGAUGCCCUGAGAAGCGUGCUGCCCGCAUUUCCCGAUGACACAAAGCUCACCAAAAUCGAGACUCUGCGCUUCGCCCACAACUACAUCUGGGCACUUUCAGAGACCAUUCGGAUCGCAGACCAGCGGCCGAGCAAGACGAGAGACGCCGCGCUGAUGCUCCCGGGACUAAGCUGCGUAAUGGAGGCGCCCAGCCCGAGCGGGGACUCUUGCUCUUGGGCAUCCAGUGCCUCUUCCUCGGCUUCAUCUCCGUCUUACUGCAAUUCAGAUCCCGGCAGUCCAGCAGCCAUUGACGAUUUUGGAUAUUUGCAGACUGAUGUAGUUUACAGCUACCACAAAUUCAUGCCCAGAAUCUAUUAGGAUGAUAGACUAAAGUCUGUAUAGCUGCAGAAGUAUGUAGUGUAACAACAGAGGAUGUUUCUGAUACAUUUUAUCAACAACCUUAGGUGUUCACUGUUUGCCUUACAGUUCGAGAAUGUUUUGUAUUAUUUUUGUAUCCUUGAUAUUGACGGUUUUCCAAUAUCUUUGCACUUUUCCAGCGCGCUGCAUCUUUUGGCGUAUGACCUUAACCCCAGUUAGAGAAAAUUAUCAUUUAAACCAAGACAGAUUUGCCUUGGCAGUGCGAGGUGAAAAGUCAAUAUUACAAUUUGUAGAGCGGCAAAGCAGAAAAGCGAGCGUGGAAAUUCAGUUUCAACGCCGUGACAAUAGACUGAAAAGCCAUCAAGAGACAAAGAUCUGGCCUUAUGCAUUAUGUAUUUUGACCCGUAGAAACUCCUCUGUCUGGCUUAUCCAUAAGAGAGUACAGUUAACUAGCUCUCAUCACUUUCAUUUACUUUCUUUUUUAUUUUAUUUAUUCAACCUGUUGCUUUUGUAUUCUAUUCUAAUGUAUUUUUAUUGUAUAUAAAGAGAUUUAUUCUAUUAUGUAUUUACCUUAAAAUAUAAAUCGGCUGCAAAUAUGUUUGUACGAAUAAAUAUAA